CACGUGUAUGCAUAAUAUAUGCCAUGUAUGUUGCGUGCGUAACAUAUUCUAUUCGUAAAAUUUGAUUCUCCAAAUCAAUCCGACGUUGAAUCUCUUUGAGUGUCAUUCUCAUCAUAUAUUUUUUCUUUAAAAUACAUUGCCAGUCCAGUCAACUAUAUACGCGACCGAUUCACAUUCCAUACAUUUCUAUGUAUAUAUUCGCGGGUGUUAAUUCCGGAGGUAGACAAAGUCAACAAUGGCGAUGCUCAGGAGAAACCUCGCAUCCAUCUUUUUCUACUUCUUCUUCUUGUUGAACAUUUUAUUCUUUGUCAGAGUUUCAGCAAGAAAAUCCGGAGCCAAAUUUUCUCGGGGGCCAAACAGGAAACGACAUCACGGUGACAAUGUCACGGCCUUGUUCAUAUUCGGAGACUCGUUCUUGGACGCAGGAAACAACAAUUACAUAAACACGACGACGUUCGACCAAGCCAAUUUCCGGCCGUAUGGAGAGACAUUCUUCGGUUUCCCCACCGGGAGAUUCUCUGACGGGAGACUCAUUUCCGACUUCAUCGCCGAAUAUGCGAAGUUGCCGCUAAUCCCGCCGUUCUUGAAACCGGGAAUCAGCAAAGAGAACGUCUACGGAGUGAACUUUGCUUCUGCUGGGGCUGGGGCUCUUGUCGAAACAUUCAAAGGAUCGGUGAUAAGUCUCAAAACACAACUCGAUCAUUACAAGAAAGUAGAAAAAAUGUGGAGGAGAAGAUAUGGUAAAGAGGAAGCCAAGAAGAGAAUUUCAAGAGCGGUCCAUUUGGUAAGCAUCGGGAGCAAUGACUACUUGAGUCCUUUCUUGACCAACCGGUUAUCUCUAAUUCCCAGAUCCAAAUCCCGACAUGUCGGUAUGGUUAUGGGCAAUUUAACCGCAUUCAUUAGAGAAAUAUAUAAGAUCGGAGGGAGGAAAUUCGGUGUCCUGAAUGUGCCGGAUUUGGGUUGUCUUCCGGUUAUGAGAGUACUUAAACCGGAAAAGGACGGUUCUUGCAUCGGAGAAGCUUCAUCAUUAGCAACAAUGCACAACAAAGCUCUGUCGAAGCUUCUCUUUCAACUGGAGGAACAGCUCAAGGGCUUCAAAUUUUCAUCCUUGGACAUGAACUCAAGCCUUGGACUCAGAAUGAGAUAUCCUUCGAGAUUUGGGUUUAAAGAAGGGGAGGGAGCAUGUUGUGGAGCAGGGGAAUAUAGAGGAGUAUUCAGCUGCGGAGGAAAGCGAUUGGUGAAGGAAUUCGAAUUAUGCGAAAACCCUAAUGAUUACGUAUUUUGGGAUUCUAUACAUUUCACUGAAAAAACUUAUGAGCAGAUCGCCACUUUGUUUUGGGAUGGCGAAAGAGAAGCGAAUUCUCUUGCGGUCGGUCCUUACAGCAUCAAGAAACUAUUUCAGAUUCCCUGAUGUAAUAGUUGAAUUAAAUUUCAGAGUAAUCUAUUUUUUUUAAGGAA
Messenger RNA from Tarenaya hassleriana, 1458 nucleotides. RefSeq names its product GDSL esterase/lipase 5. Lineage: Eukaryota; Viridiplantae; Streptophyta; Magnoliopsida; Brassicales; Cleomaceae. Gene Ontology annotation, molecular function: hydrolase activity, acting on ester bonds. The record is from RefSeq and is a predicted model, not a curated record. Bases 236 to 1411 code for a protein of 391 amino acids. The transcript has 5 exons.